AAGACGCUUACGCUGCAGGCUAUCUCAGACUGAAUUAAUUUUCGAAAUAUCCCACUACCAUUGUAUGAGUUCCCAAACUCUAUCCACCCGCUCUACCCAAAGAAGUUUCAGUCUUUCUAAGAAACUGGGAACUAAUCAAAUGCUACGAAAGACAACAGUAAUCCCUAACUUUCAUUUUCGUCAUCCUAUUUUUGGUUUUUGAUGAAUUGUCUUCGCACUACGAUGGGAAAGUGCUGAUGUUAUUGACCGUAAAGAUGACCAAAGAUUCAUCACGUAAACAGAGUGUUUCAUCUCUCGCUGAUCUGUGUUUUCAGUCUUCUUUAAAAUACCUUGAAUCGUCCAGGAAAUGGGAUGAACGAACGAAUACCUUUAUACCUGAAGAUCUUUGUACAGCACUUAUAAAUAAAAAGCUGAAGUCCGGACAUUGUGACGAUGACUUUGUGUCGACAUAUUUGGCCGACGUUCAGACAAGCAGGAUUACAAAGUUGCACAUGAGUGGGGCACGUAUAACAGACAUCGCACUGGAAUUUAUUUCUCGUCAUCCUCUGCGAGAGGUGGACGUAUCACAUUGUGAGGUCUCAGAAAAAGCCCUCGUCUCUUUGGCUAAAUGCAAAAGCACUCUGACAUCUUUAAAGAUGGUUCAUUGCCGUCAAAUUACUGAGUUCAAGGAACUCCGUCAUUUGACUGGUCUUAAGAGUUUAGACGUUUCAGACACUUGGCUAGACGAUGGAAAUGGAAUUCGGUUUUUUGUAAAUCUGGUCAAUCUCCGAAUGUUGAACUUGAGUGGAACAGAAAUUGUUUCACUGGAUCCAUUAAAUACUCUGGCGAUGCUCACAAAUCUCGACUUGUCAUGUUGUAGGGAGAUCGAAAGCAUUAAACCUUUGGAAACCAUCCGUAGGUAUGAUUUACAUAGUAAUUAUAAUAAAUACGAAAAAGUCUUUAAGAGGGUGUUCAGUUCCACGUUAACUGUCUUUAUCAGAUUGUCUUUCUGGACAGGAACCCUUGGUAAAAUUUCCACACAGCCCCAUACCAUUGUAAAACAAAUCUGUUUUCCCAAUGUAUUGUUUUUUCAUUGUUUUCUCUAUCCAAGAACUGAAUGCAUAAAGUAGUAUGGGGCUGUACGGAAAUUUUACCAAACCCUUUAUCAGAGAGCAAACUUUGUGGUCCACAGUCUACAUUGAAGGAGUGACAUUGGUUAAGAUCCCAUCUGAGAGGAAAAACAACUCUCCUGGCUGCUUCAUUAAAAAACUCUCAUAAACUCUUCUAGUGUGGACAAUGUGCUCCAGUAGCACUAGUAGCUGGCAUUUUCAGCAACUCCUUUUUUUUAUGAACUGCCAGCUACUUUAAUAAGCAAAAACAGAAAGUUCUUUCUCAAUCUCUCAUAAGUGUUCAUCUAGCAAAGACUGUUUUUCAGUUUACCCACUUGGCUUUUUUUCAUCAAACUAAUUUUUAGAACUUGAUAGAACUUAUGUGUAUGCAUUGAAGUGUAGCAGAGCAAAAUUUUCUAUAUUCAACAUUCAAACUUCUGCAAUGAAAAUGUUGUAAAACAAUUGAUUCGCAAAUCAUCUGGGCAUACAUUGAGAUAUAAAACACUUAGAAAUUUGACGAGCACCCAAGAAUCUCAAGUUGCCCCUAGUUACUGCAUUAAAAACCUCCAGAGUGCAUGAUAUCUCAAUGAACAAAUGCUGAUCCAUUGACCAAAUGUUAACUUAAAAAUUACACUUCGUCUCUUGUCCUUUUUUCGUUGUUAGGUCCCUACAGUGGUUGUCUCUAUACAAUUGUAGAAAACUGUUUUCGUCAAAUCAGAUGUUACUAGAAAGUUUAAAGAAUUUGACCCAACUGCAACAUCUGGACUUGUCAAAACACGAUCCAGAUGAAGUAGUGGAAAUGGAUAGAUUUCUAAGUUGCAGUGCAGUCUUGGUGAACAGACAAUUUUUGGAACGAUUGCUGCCAUCUCUUCCAAAUUUAGAUUGGCUGGACCUUUCAGGUUUGACUUUUGAUUCUUCAUUACAUUCACAUGUCAGUUGCACUUAUCUCUAACUUCCUAUUAUAUUGAGCUCAGUUGGUAUCCUAGGAUGGACUUGUUUUAGCUGAUAUUUUGAAUCUGUGAUGUUAUGAACCAUUGCUACUUGUUUAGGGUUGUCAAAAUAAGCCAGAAACAGGGGCAUUCUGUAGUCUACUCUGAAAAACACCCAGCUAUUCCAGAUGCUUGUGGCUCAAUUUUCAGCAUAGAAGCAUGACAUUAUGCAUUAAGCCUAUUUUGUAACACUGUCUAGUUACUGAAAAUCCAUUUUUUUAUUUAUGGCAGGUAAUGCUAAGUUCAGCAACAGGGACUUUGAUCUCUUUAAUCAAUACCGUUCAAAGAUGCUGAAAUUCUUGGGAUUGUUUAUGACAGAUAUGUGCCAUUUUCAUGAAAUUCCUGCAGAUGAGGCAAGUGUAAAUAUGUUACUGGUCAGACUAACAUUUGAAGUUGCAAGAUUUUAUUUGAUACAAGCAGAAGAUGACAAGAGAGUGGGGAAGAAGAGAGGGGGGCUUCUGGUCUAUUCUUGGGACUGCACUAGUCUUUGACUCUUGAUGCAGGCAUUUCACUAAAAUAACCUGGUCAUGUAAACAAACCCAUGACACUUAGUUUAAGAGCAGAUUUUGCUCUGAAUAUGACAUAAAAAUGAAGUCAUAACCUGUAUUGAAUGCUGAAAGCCACCUUCAGUUUACUAUAAGUUUGCCUUUUUGACUUAAAAUAUUCAUCGUCUAAGUGCAAAAGAAUUCAAUUCAAGUCUUAAUGACAACAGAUUUUGGUGUGAAAGCUCCUCAAUCCCUAACUUAGGUCUUGACACAAGGAUGUACAAUUGAUAACAUGGAAUUACUUUUAUUUUAAUUUGUGAUGAUAGGUGUCUGGAAGGAGGAAUAUGAAACAGGUCACAUUUGCUGUGUCCAUUUAUCACAACAGACCUGAAUUUCUGGUCAAGGCUCUGCAAGAAUUGUUUAAUUUCCUCAAUACAGAUAGAGCUGAUGGUUUCACCCCAAAGUUUGUUUGUGAUGUAAGUGCCAGUCUCUGUCAUUUUCUAGUAAGGGGAAAUACUGAGGUUCUGAACACUUGGUGAGCCUUUAAUAAUUUGAGACAAUUUAACAUAUUUCUCAAUGUAGCUUGAAAAUUUUUUGCUCAUUCAACCAUUUCCCUUACAACAGUUCUCUCUCUACAAGACUCUACAACAGUAGAAAAUUCUGACCAGCCUGUUGAUUAUUGUUAUUUACUGUACUUUAAGGUUUCUUGUUCCGAUUCAGUGUCAUGAACUUUCAUUCAAGCUUAUUUGCCCUUUGAUGUUUAUGUUCCCUUCCCCCUCCUAAAAAAAUGAAGGGUUUGGUGGCAACCCCCCCUCCCCCCCCCCGGCUGGAGAGAUUAUUAAUGGUAGAGAAAUAAGUUUACAUGACAAAAAUCCAAGUAAAUGAACGGAAAGUCAAGGAUUAGAGGAUGAAAAUGGGAUCCUAAUGCUUAACAAGACUUCUACUGGGGGAAUGUAUAAACUGUGCUGUGCAGGUACAUGUGAAGUAGAUCCAUUAUUAGACAUGAAAUUUGGACUGUGCUGGUGAACUGUCUCAGAAUUUUUAGGUGAACUGUCUUUUAAUUCCUUUUUGAACCAUCAUAUCUUUUAUAUCUUUGCAUUUGUACAGGUUGUGUUGGGUGCCAUGGAGAGUCACCCAAAAGAUAAACUUGUUCAACUUGCUGGGAGGUAAUAAGCAAGCCAGAUACAUAUAGUCAUGUAAUUUUUUUGCAAUCCUUUUGUAUGAUGGGAUCCAAAGUUAGUGUAAAACUUGUGGAAAUAUUUUUUGCACCAAACAAUUAAUUGUUUAGUUAGGUGAAGAAAAUCUUAAUUUUAUUAAAAAAAAAUUUUCAUAUUGGUCAUUAAUUGACUCUUUUGUUUGAUCCUUUCAUUGUUUGUAGUGCAUCUUUGUAUCAUCUGUCCAGAGAUGAUGAUGGAAACAUGAAUCUGUCUGAGGAGUUAAAGAGGUGACUGCAUUCUUCACUAUUGUAGCAUAGAUGCAUCUGAUUUCAUUCAUCUUGUAAGAAUUAAAAUAGACUUGCUUAAUGGGAUAGAUUGUUAGGUGUCUGUAUGUUUUAUAAUCAAAAAGUUCCCAUUACCGUGAAUUGUAGCAAAUGGUUUAACUGAUAUACACUCUUCAACUAUCUUAAUUUCAGCCUUUUUUCUUUGUUUUUUUCUGCAUGAUUGUAACCUUUUUUAUAACAAAUAAGACUAUAUUUAUUAUGUAUUGACUAUUUUUCUCAGCCGUACCAUUGAGGUGAUUAUUGGCGCAAUGGAUUAUCAUGUCAAGGAGGAGCAGGUAUUAUUUACAAACACAAUCUGAGUGUGACAAUUACAGUGUAACCUGUGUUGAAAUAUGCUUUUAUCAAUGUCCAGAGAUUCAUGAGUGUGAAAUUUUUUUUCAGUUGCAGAAAAACUGUUGUCUCACUCUUUGCAACUUCAGAAUUCCAAAUGAUCUGGUGAGUAUAUAUGGUAUUAUCCAAACAAACAUUUGUGCUCUAGAUGAAUUUCAUAUUGAUGCUCUAGUUUUCUUGCUUUGCAAAUUGUACCCAGUAUUGAGAUGCAUUGGCAUGUUUACCCUUAAAGAAGUUAACAUGGAUAGGUCAGUGGUUAGCAUACUUGACCCCAGAUUGAGAGGUCCUGUCUCAAGCCUUAGCAGGGUCUGUACUGUUUUCUUGGUACCUUUUGGAAAGUUUUCCUCACUUAAUUUUGUAGAAAAGGUUGUGGUUAUUCAUUGCGGUGAAUAACAAUAAAAGCUAAGUUUUUUCGUUUUGUCUCACGAUGUAGUCACGUGUGAUUAGAUCGCGACGUUUCAACUGCAUACUGCUAGUCUUCUUCAGGCGAUGAGGUGGACUUGUCAUGUGUGAUCUUAUAAAGCUUGAUGCUCUGCUGUGAUUCGUUGUUAUUCAACAGCUCUGAUAGGUGCAUUUCGAUCUUUGCUGAUCGGGGAUUUGCUCCCUCAGCAGUCCACUGUUGCACGGCUCUCCUGUUGUUGUGUUUUUUGAUCAUGGGCAUCCACGCUUCUGGAAUUUCUAUUCCACUAUCCCUGUUGAUGUUGUUAGGGUGAAGUCUUAAGUGAAUUGCCUCUUUGACCCUUUAUUUUCCUCACUUAUGGAAGCCCCUUAGAAGUAAGCCAACCCCUAUUUGAGUACCAAAAACUGCCUAUGAGGUUUCAUUUGUGCAAAGACUAAUCAAAAUUGUCAUGUUCUUUGAUCGUGGGCAUCCACGCUUCUGGAAUUUCUAUUCCACUAUCCCUGUAAAUGUUGUUAGGGUGAAGUCUUAAGUGAAUUGCCUCUUUGACCCUUUAUUUUCCUCACUUAUGGAAGCCCCUUAGAAGUAAGCCAACCCCAGUUUGAGUACCAAAAACUGCCUAUGAGGUUUCAUUUGUGCAAAGACUCUAAUCAAAAUUGUCAUGUUUUUUGAUCGUGGGCAUCCACACUUCUGUAAAUUUCUAUUCCACUAUCCCUGUUGAUGUUGUUAGGGUGAAGUCUUAGGUGAAUUGCCUGUUUGACCCUUUAUUUUCCUCACUUAUGGAAGCCACUUAGAAGUAAGCCAACCCCUGUUUGAGUACCAAAAACUGCUUAUGGGGUUUCAUUUGUGCAAAGACUCUAAUCAAAAUUUUAUGUUUCCUAUAUUCUACAAAGUUUUGCUGAUUUUGCAGUGUGAUUCAUUACCUGUCAAACAAACCAACCAACAAAUGAGUAUUACUCAGGUAUUUCACAGGAAAUUUUUUUUACCCUCAUUUAUAUUUCAAAAUUAACUUUGCUUACUUGCAGCCUUCUGACUACAGAAAAAUGGUGGAAGUUUUAUUGAGGACUGCCACGAUACAUAGGCGUGACCUCAUUCAGAGGAUUGCCAUUGGAAUUUGUAAUAUGGUGGUGUGUCAGGUAAUGGUUAUUUGAUAUCUAUGACUGUGCAAUCAUUGCAGCAAUCUGGAUACAGAGUGCAAUCUAAACAAACUCUAUUUUUUUAUUUUUAAAGACAGCAUCAGAAGUAGGGAUGGGGAAGGUAAGAUUAACAUGAUUGAGAACAGAAUAUCCCAACAAAUCUAUAAAAGAUUGUUGACUUUAGUUAGUAAUUAUGAUGAUUAUUGCAUUCUUGGUAAAAAAAAAAUAAAACACAAAAAAUACUGGAACAUCAACUUAUCAUCACAGAGGCAGGAUAGCAUUAAAAGUAGAAAUAUUUUUUUCAAUCUUUUUCCCUCUUGUUUUAUAAUUUCCUAAUUCGUUUUGAGAUCUUUGGAGUGGAAGGGUUGAAGAUUGUAGAAAAAGUUGGCAAUAUCCCAUGAGUCUUCUCAUGUAGUCUGGCUGUCUCUCAGGCCUUAUGACCUGAUGAGUGGUUAUAUCUUACAUGAAGAUGGUAAUGUUUUUUGUUUUACUGCAAUUUAUUUAGAUUCAAGAUUCACCAAAAAUUGUUGUGGGCAGAGAAUUGAAGGGUGUGGAGGUAACUUCAUGAUACUAAAAGCGAAAUAUUAUUUCAGUCAUAUUUAGAGCAGGCUCGGAUUUAAGUCAACGUCCUUUAUUCGAGCUUGCCUGACUAUGUUAUGAUAUUAAGAUUUUUUAAAAUCCAAUCUGCAUAUGUAAGAUACAGUUCCACUCGGGUCACCUUUAAGAGUGCUUUUCAAUUUGGUGUAGUCACUAACUAUUAACUGUGAAACCAACCCAAAAUAAUUGAGCCAUUCUUCACAACGGUACACAGGACUCACGGAUUCUUCAUCGUUUUCUUGUUUAUUUUCCGGAAAAUAACUCAGACGACUUAUAAUUCUUUGAAAACUUGCUAUUUUCGUCGCAUCCGGUUGUCUGAAUUUGCUCGCCUGUGUUCAUUACCUUAUUUGGUAGUACUCGCAAGCGUCACAAACUAAGAGGGGAGGGUGUCGGUCAUAACUCUUGUACAUAAUCAUGCAACGGCCAAUCACGACGAGAGAUUCAUAGCGAAAAAAAAACAAAUCUAAAAAAUAGUGUCUUUUGAAGUCUCGUAUCAUCUUAUAAAUUUAGGAUUUUCUCAUUAAACAAACGUAUGUUUUUCUUGCAGAAAAUUCUUCAAAUUAUACGAUGCAAGAUGGGAAACAACCCGGUAGUUAUUUCCUGCUCUAUAAUUCCGCUUUACUUAUAUCUAUUGCUAACAAUUGGCAACUUGUGGAGAGUCUUCUUUCAUUUAAUUUUAUCAGACAGGGUGUAAUUCUGCGUAGUGGUUGCCUCGCAAUUUCAUGAGCAUACAGCUUCAGCUGGUGUGACUAAUAAACUAAACAACUCUUGUGUAGGAACACGGUGGCGUUAUGGAAGGCUGUUGGAGUGCUUUGUGGAACAUGACGGGUAAAUUAAUUAUUGAAAAUUGUAUUUCCUUUAUAAUAAACAACUCGUAGAGUGAGUUUAGAAAAAAUCCUGUAAUUCCCAGAUUCAGCUCCACUGCCGCUCACAUUAAUAUCUACCUACUCUGGUGAGAGGUGAUGUAGUCAUCUUAGAAACAAACGCUGGUCAUGAGUAGGAACUCUGGCGUUCGAUAUUGACGUAGUAGUAGUUACAUAACAAGUUAAUAAAAUGAAGUUCUGUUGUCCUUUACUUAGAUGAAACGCCUGAAAACUGCGCACUGUUUAUAGCUCAAGGAGGACUAGAACUAUUCACGAGAUGUCACGAGGUAGGAUUUUCGUAUCUUAGAAUUCCUUUAAAACUAGAGAAAAUGGCGUUAGGAUUCCCUGGCCUUAGAUCCAAGGCGAUGUGCCACGAAAUGGUGUCCUUGACGGUGUGUGCAGCUUGGUGGAAGUGCACCGGGGGGAAGUCCUUUGUUUUUCUGUUCUCUGAAAGUUCCUAUAAAAAGUGAUCUUCUGUAGCUCUCGUAUUUUGAUAAUCUCGAUGUUUAUUUUUAUCAUCAUUGUCACUAUCAUCAUCAUCAUCAUCAAUAAGAUAUUUUUUCCUCAUUUUGUUCCUUUUUUGAUAGAGAAUGAGCGAACGACGAGAUCUGGUUCGGAACAUGUUAGGACUGAUGGUGAGUUACACAACUUUUCCACUGUCCUCUUAGAAGUGAUCGGCAUCAACUUCUCAUGCCAAUGUCAGCGCAUUAUCCAUCGAACAGGCGACAAGAGAAACAAACUUAUCAGUUAGAGGGUGUCUUCUCGAUAUAACACUAAACUCUCCCACGUUACUUAAAAUGAAAUUAAUAGGAGCUGGAAAAUUGGGAUUGAUGUUGGAUUAUUUUGCGUCUCGUAGAUGUUGCAAGAUGCAGUCCACCCGUCUUUGGAAUCGCAGUAUCAGAAGUUUUCUUUAGGGUAAUUCUUAUCCACUGGGCCCUGUAGGACUUUUUUAUGACUAUUACGUGUUGGGUGUAAAGAAAACUAGUUAGACCGCUGUUAUUUCCAGUCACAUUUGGAACCUCUUUCUUUCUGUGAUUUUGUCCUUGUCAGGGUAACGUGGCAGAGGUGGCUGAACUACGACCAGAACUGAUGCCAAUUGCUCAUGUUUUCUUGUAAGUUUAGCUUAUCGCUACAUUUCCUUAGAGUUGAAGCAUACAUAGUGUCAACUUAUGCCAAAGAAUUCUGCUAAUAUGAUUGCAGUAAAAGUGAAGUGUCAGCGGAUUAAAAAACCCUUAGUUGGUUAUUACUUAAAGUAAUCUGCGAUUAAUUUUGGUUUUCUCCUCUCCUUAGUGUUAUAAAUCCAGUCGCGCAAAUCGCGACUUGGUUAUUCGCGCCGGAAUUUCUGUGCUAUGAACAGCUGGCUUGUUUUCUUGAGUUCACUUCGCUUGCCCGGAAUAUUUUCCGUUGUUCGAAUUGUCCUUCGUGAUUACUAUGGUUUUGCGCAAAUCCUUCGAAAAGCACUCUAAAAAUGUACUUCUCAAGUGAUAACUUAAGACUAAGACCUUGAGAGUAUUAAUUCUCUUAGCUUGAUCGUAUCGCGCCGAGCCUCGCACACAGAGAAUCUUUUUAAUUUUUUUAAUGAACUUGUUCCUGUUAGCGAAUUGUUGCUCACUGAGGGUGAACUGGAGGUGACAUACAAUGCUGGAGGGAUAGUAAGUCACCUGGCUUUUGAUGGAGUAAACAUGUGGACGAAUCAAAUUGUGUCUCGUACACAAGCGCUGCGAAGAUUGGUAUGUUGAUGUUGAGGUCUACUUAAUGGUUUCUGGAAUUGUUUUCACACGUUAGUAACCGCUUUCUUGGCUACGAUCGCUCUUUCUUCAGGUGGAGACGGUGGAUAAAUGGGAUAUUGAAACACAACGACAAAUGAGCUAUCGGUAAGAUGAUUAACAUAUGAGUUAGCGUGCGGGAUAGAAGACAUUUUUUGCGCUUAUCUGGCGCGCGGAGUGCGAGGCGAGUGAAAAGGACGAGUUUCACGUGAGAGAAAGGGUGUAAGAAAACUAAAUGUCGAUGUUUUCUAUUUGGCGUUCUUCAGUUAAGUACGCGUGUUUCCCUUUGCACAAUUUCCGCGCCCGUCUCCGCACGCCUGAUCCACAGGCUACCCAACAGAUGUACUCGAUCGUGUAAUGUGACCGUUCGGGCAUGAGUAGUCAUAAAAGUCAAGUGAAUAGUUGUUUUUCAGUCUGGUCCGUAAAAACGGAUUGUUUAGCUUUGCUUUAAUGGUAUUGGCUGGAAUACUGUAGUGACGUUGGUCAGUUUCAAUCUUGGUGAGAUGGUGAGAUAGAUCGCUUUGUUCACAAACCAGACUUACAGCUGUCAAACAAUUUCUUACUUGACACUGAUGAUGCCUUCAGUUCAGGUUGUCAAAGCGUCUGUCACUGUCUAGGAGACAGCACAACAGUCUUUUUCAGAACUACUCUCAUCCGGACGAUUGACUGCACGAUCUCCAUAGGAGACUUGUUGGGGCGCUCACCAGAAAUACCCGAGCGGAUCUUGAUUUUUUUUUGUUUUUUUCUUUCAUUCUUCAGUUCCUUUGCUCCAAUAUUAAAGUUAAUAUCAGGCUGUGAUACACCUGAGAUACAUUACUGGGCCACAUGGGCGCUGGCUAACCUCUGCAAUGUUGACCGUAAGUUAAAAGCGUUGUGUCACUCUACAGAUUGUGUAAAUAACUGUGCAUUAAACUUCUGUGUGACAAUCUUCUUACUUUCCAAGUAUAGUUUAGUAAAAGUGAAUUAGGCUGAAAGAAAGAGCAAUAUAGAGACGCCUACGAAUAAAGUCUUUAUUCGGGAUUCUGUUUUUUCACUUUUUUUACCUUGUCUUGUAUUUGUUAAAUCUGUAUAAAUUGAUCCUAUUUCAGCUGUGAAAUACUGUAAACUGGUCAUCGACGAAGGUGGUGUCGAGUUAUUGCAAGAUCUGCACAGUAACCUCAGAACGUCUCAGAGGGUCCGAGAACUCGCCGACCUGACUCUUCGUCGGUGCCGAUUACAUGCCGAAAACGUCUAACACGUGGACGUUGGCUGUCCACCUAAAGGAUACAAACAGAAAGACUCACAAAUUCGUAGGCAAAUUAUUCGACUAAUAGUGGACUUCCUCAUUAAGAGAGAACGAACAAGGUACCUGUAAUGUAGGAAGAAUGCUUCCAGUCCGUGAUCUCUUGCGGCCUUAUUGGUCGGUCUGUUGGUUAUAAGUAUGUGUUACCAUAGCAGACAAAUCGUGAUCAACGAUUUAGACUGACCAUAUAUCUUAGUAAGUUUUAAAUCAAAAUUUUCUAAAUGCAGGUAUGCUGUUAUGAUUUAUUUGUAAGGUACGUUUGGCUAAUUUCUUCAGAACGGAAGCGUGGAGAUAUGUACAAAAAUAAAAUUAUUUGUGAAAGUUAGUGGCGGAUAGUUAAGCUUUCUAUGACAUGUGGGAAAUCCUGCUAACAAGCUACUCACCCGUCCUCAAGGACUGAGAGAUAUUCUUUUUAUGUAUGGAAACAUGAAAAAAAUGCUUUUACCAUCAAAAGUCUUAUAAGUUAAUCGGUUUGAGAGUUAAUAACACCAUUUUUGUCACUAGAUACGCUGCAAAAAAAUGAAUAAAUGGUAAUAUAUUAGGACAGA
Pocillopora meandrina is the source of this 10982-nucleotide messenger RNA. NCBI's taxonomy places the organism in Eukaryota, Metazoa, Cnidaria, Anthozoa, Scleractinia, Pocilloporidae. The record is from the annotation of a GenBank genome assembly.